This is a messenger RNA of Dovyalis caffra, 2262 nucleotides long. The record is from the annotation of a GenBank genome assembly. NCBI's taxonomy places the organism in Eukaryota, Viridiplantae, Streptophyta, Magnoliopsida, Malpighiales, Salicaceae.
AUGGGGUCCAAGGAGCAGGUAUUGAAACAAGAAUUAGAAGAAUUGCAGAAACAGCUGGGCAAGAAACAGAAAUUCGAAGACGCACUCUCUUCUCUUAAAUCUCUCCUCCGUCGUCACUACCCCUCCGCUUCUCCUUCUCUCCGUAAAUCAUUCUAUUCUGUUGUUUGUAGAGUUGCAACUGUCUUAAAGACUAGACACACAGCUCCUGGUUUUUGGCUAGCUGGGUUGGGAUUGUUUCAAGAAGCUCAACUCUUGACGUCUGAUUCUACCGAGAAGGAGCACUUGAAGGAUUGCAUUGCUCAAGCUAAAGAACAUUUGGAUCAAAUCGAAAAUCCGCCUGAGGUUUCCCAAAUUUCGCAAAAUAGAGGGUAUCUGUUUGAGGGGCAUCUAACUGUGGAUCCUGAACCACCGCGGCCUCAAUGGUUAGUGCGGUCAAACAUCUUGGAUUCUAUACUUCAUGAGGCUGAAUCUUCUGGGCGUCCUGGAGACAGUAAUACCAUAGAGACGGCUCCCAAUCUACUUGGAGAGUUAAUUAGCAAUCUUGAUGAUAUGAUACCAGAGAUUAUGGAAAUGGGUUCCACAGCCCCGAGAGUGCCUCCUGCCAGUAAAGAAGUUGUUGCAAAGCUUCCAGUAGUUACUAUUACAGAGGAGAUCUUGGUUGAGCUAGGAAAAGAUGCAGAAUGUGCCAUUUGCAAGGAGAAUUUGGUUGUCACUGACAAAAUGCAAGAGUUGCCGUGCAAGCACAAAUUCCACCCUCCCUGUCUUAAGCCAUGGCUGGAUGAACACAAUUCUUGUCCAAUUUGCCGGCAUGAGCUGCAAACUGAUGAUCAUGCUUACGAGAGCUGGAAAGAGAGGGAGAAGGAGGCUGCAGAAGAGAGGAAAGGUGCUGAAAAUGCUGUGCGUGGCGGUGAAUUCAUCCAUCUGAAAAAAAAGAAGCUACAGCGCAUGAAUUACAAAAGCGCCAUUGCAAAAAAUUUGCUUAUUAGUACUUACAAAAAGAUUUGCAGGAGCUGCAACACUAUUGUAAUACGAAUACAUAACCUUAUGGAACUGGCCACUUCCCUUCACUACACUUCUCCAAGCAACCUCAUUGCAUAUAACAAUAAUAAUAGGUACCCAACAAAAACCAAGGUUAACCCACUUUUUUACCCAUGGAUUCCUACACAACGAGCUACAAUUUCAGGAUCUUCUUCUUUGUCAAGAAUGGUUUCAAAUGGGUAUGCGGGUAGAAGCAGCAGCAGCAACUUUAGAUAUAAAGAUAAUAAUACUGUUAUUAAUAAUUCCAAUAACAAGCAGCGGCAGAAAUACACGGAAAUGAAGUCUUGUUUAGUCAUACCGCCACCUAAAGGUAGAAAGCCACGUGCCAUCAUCAAAUUCCUUGGUGGUGCCUUCAUUGGAGCUGUCCCUGAAGUCACUUACAGUUGUUUGAUUGAGCUAUUGGCAAAGGAUGGUUAUGUUGUUAUUUUAGUGCCAUACAAUGUGACGUUUGAUCAUUCUAAAGCUGCUAAUCAAGUUUAUGAGAGGUUCAAUGCUUGCUUGGAUUUAUUACUGCAAUCUGGAUUGCCCCAUGUUGGCUUAACUGCUUCUGAGUUUGUUGGCCUUCCCCUUUUUCUGUUGGUCACAGAUGAGGCACUUGCACAAUAUAAGUUGCUUCAGUCUAAUACCUAUUCUGGUCUCCAUCUUUUUAAUGCUUCUCUACAGUUAGGUCCACUAGUUAAUCAGAUGAUGCCGGUUGUCGAAGCAUCUCCAAUGUAUUUGAUGGCCAGGAGUGCCUCAGGAGAUGCAUGGAAGGUUCUUCUUGAUACAGCUGGAGCGAUUAUACCUGACACUGAGCAAGAAGCCCUCAUUUCAUUGACCAAAUUUGUUGAUCAGUUGCCAUCAGUUUUUGGUCAGGUCACAGAAGGGAUAUCAGAGUUCAAGCCAACACCAUCUGAAAAUCGAGAUUGUUGCAGGAACUUAUAUAAUGUUCAACACACAUUACUGGUGAAGUUCAAUUUUGACGCAAUUGAUGAGACGGAUGUCCUUGAAGAGACCCUGAAACCUCGUGUUGAGUCCAUAGGUGGAACAAUAGAAAAGGUCCAACUAAGUGGUAACCAUAUCACACCAUGCAUACAGUCCUCUCCAGAACCAUCUGCGACUGGUUCAGGCAUUUUGAAGAUUGAGGUGCUUGAUAUUCAGCAUAAGGUUUAUGGAAGGGUGCAUCCUUUCAUCCGAAACAAAGAAUGUAAGAAGAUCCUGGUUUCUAUAUAUGGUUUGUGGUAA